This is a messenger RNA of Coregonus sp. 'balchen', 31669 nucleotides long. The record is from the annotation of a GenBank genome assembly. NCBI's taxonomy places the organism in Eukaryota, Metazoa, Chordata, Actinopteri, Salmoniformes, Salmonidae.
AUGUUACCAGGUCAGUAAGCCAAAACCACCUCGGGUAAACAAGUAUGUCUGGCCCUGCCUGUCUGGCAAAGCACAAUGGAAACCAGGUGGCUGGCUUGCUGCUGCAAUCUCCAACAUGGCCAAAAAGACAACUUCAGAAGCGCUGACUCAGCAGUAGUUAACUCUGGGAUGAGCCAUUACUCAGAUUGGCUGUUGAAAGAGACCUAGAGAGGGAGAAAGAGCAGAGUCAUCUGUUGCUAUGUGAUGGAUUUUUCUAGUGGGCUGCACUGUCUUGUUUUUGUAAGGCCUGUGCCAUGGCUGACAUGCUGUUGGUAAAAAUUAGGCUCAGUAAUGCCCAUCUGAGCUCAGUAAUGUUUUCAGUGGCAAAAAGCAGCCAAGCUACUGAGGUUGGCAUAAUACGGCGUGACUCGGGCGUAUGACUCUAAUUGUUUGUUUGUGCUCUCUCUCGAAGAACAUUUGUUGUGGUUUCAGACAACAGACUUGUACCCUCUCUUUAACAGUGAAACCUCCCUGGUGGUCCAAUAUAUUGCCUUUGUCAGCCAAGUCGAGCCCCCCCCCCCCCCCCCCCCACACACACAAAAUCCAAUUAGUUGUAAUGCACACUCAGCCUGACAUGCCAACUUGCUGUUUGUUUGUCAUGCACCCCCCAUGUUGUUUGCUCUUGAUAUGGCUCUGUGGCCUAAUCCUUGCUCUCAAUAUGUUGUACGAUGAGCUCAGUUCUAUUGUUGUGGUUCUUGUGCUGAAGGCAGCAGCGGCAGCAGUAGUAGAGAACCCUGAUAUUGAUCCUCUUUACAUUUAGCUGAAUGAGUGUGAAGACUCAGACAAUUCCUUUAGCUUUGGCCUAGUUCACACUUUAGCUGUCACAACAGGGGGAGGUUUUGUGACCUCUCGACCACCCCUGUUCUGCAUUAGCCUCUGUGACCUCCGAGCAGACAUGGCCCAUACCUUAACCCUGUUAACUCAGCAUGGAUGACCCAGAGAAUUAGGCUAGCGAGUAGCAACGUGUCAUUAAUUCUUUACCUCUGGGUUGAGCUCAAACCACUUGAAAGGUCAGUAGUCAUUAUAGUGGAUUUUGUCAAAUAAGAUGGAACAUAAGUUUCAGUGAGGUAGACUUUUAUUUGACUAACAUCAACUUCUGACUGAAAAUAUCCUUCUCUACAAGUGUCCCUGUUCACAGUAGUCAUCUCUUUUAAUUUACCUUUCGUACUUCAGUGAAACAGUAACCAUCUAGUUAUGUCACCAAGCGCAAGUAUGUAUGUGCCUUCAACACCUCCUGCUCCAUAACACACAGUAACAACGUUUCUAUUGUUAGUGUGUUAGUGUUGACAUGCUAAAACCCCAGACACCGGUAUUGGUGUUUUUCUCUUUCUUUUGUCUUCUGCCACAGCUCUGACUUGUGUUUGUUUGUCUCUCUCUAGGAAACGGCAAGUUCUGUGUACCUGGUCAUGGAGGUAAGCUUCUGUUGUCAUUUCUGUCUUUAGCCCUUGUUUUGGUUUCAGGUUCAACACACACACUCCUGCUCUAACUCAGUGGUUCUCAAACUGCCGGUUGCAAGAAGUUGUUUUUUUUUUGUGGGGGGGGGGGGGGGGGGGGGUCGCAAGUGUGACGCUGAAUGGGAAAAAUACAUAUUUUUAAUAUAUAUUUUAAUAGGCUACAUAUACCAUUUUUAUUUUAUAUUUAUAUCUUUGCCUAUUCAAUUUGGUCACUAACAUAGGCCUAUGGUAUUGCACCAAAUUAUUUUCUCAAAAACGUAUAAUAUUUACAUUUUACAUUUUAGUCAUUUAGCAGACGCGCUUAUCCAGAGCGACUUACAGUUAGUGCAUACAUUAUUUUUUGAAUUUUUCAAACCCACAACCCUGGCGUUGCAAACACCAUGCUCUACCAACUGAGCUACAUCCCUGCCGGCCAUUCCCUCCCCUACCCUGGACGACGCUAGGCCAAUUGUGCGCCGCCCCAUGGGUCUCCCGGUCGCGGCCGGCUACGACAGAGCCUGGAUUCGAACCAGGAUCUCUAGUGGCACAGCUAGCACUGCGAUGCAGUGCCUUAGACCACUGCGCCACUCGGGAGGUAAUGUGCUUCAGAUCCAAAAUGUUGUGCGUCUAGACUGUUGACAAAUGACCAGUCAUCAGCAUUGGCGCGCAAAGGCACAUAUGCAGAAUAGUGACCAGAAAGCACUUGUUUUAUUUUCUCCGGUUUUCAAAUCAAAUCAAAUGUUAUUUGUCACAUGCGCCGAAUACAACAGGUGUAGACCUUACAGUGAAAUGCUUACUUACAAGCCCUUAACCAACAAUGCAGUUUUAAGAAAAAUAAGUGUUAAGUAAAAAAUAGAUAAGUAAAAAAUACAAAUAAUUAAAGAGCAGCAGUAAAAUAACAGUAGCGAGGCUAUAUACAGGGGGGUACCGGUACAGAGUCAAUGUGCGGGGGCACAGGUUAGUCGAGGUAAUAUGUACAUGUAGGUAGAGUUAAAGUGACUAUGCAUAGAUAAUAAUAGUAGUUUAACAAGUUAAAAGGGACUUGUUUCCUGCUGAACCCCACUUACCUGUGUUCUUCGGUGAUUGUUUAAAAACAAAUAUCCUGUUGAAAAUUGAUAUCCCAAGUGUAAAUAAUGUACACACACUUAAAAAUAUGUUUUGAAAUAAAUGUUUAAGUGUGUGUACAACCGCAUUCAAGGAGUUGGUCUGAUGGUCAGAUGUGAUAUCAUUGGCCUCCCCCUAGCUUGCUGGAACAAUAGAGGAGCAAUUGACGACAAAAGAGGAAUGUCCCACCCCCCACUGUCAUGUCAUACCUGGACCACUUAUUGAGAUGUGACUUCUGUAAAUCAGUGUUAAAUGAGGUGAAAAGGAGACAUGAGUAGGUCUGUAAAGGGGACUUUACAGAGGGAAAUGAUACCUUUCAGGGGUGCACAAAGGAGUCAAAGGACCUCCUGUUGUCCAAACUUACCCCACCCAAUGAGCAGGCUUCAUUCAUAUUAAUGCUAAACCAUCAGCGUCAGUCAGUUACGCGCCACCCCUCACACACACACACACUUUAGUGAGGAGUAUUAUGUAUCAAUCCCUAUCUGAUUGAGGGUGGUGUUUUACACUUGUGUUUCUUCAAUUAUUCAACCUCAGUGUGUAUUGCUCUCUACUGAUUGUAUACAGUGCAUUCGGAAAGUAUUCAGACCCCUUGACUUUUUCCACAUUUUGUGGAAUAGCAAAGGGUCUGAAUACUUAUGUAAAUAAGGUAUUUCUGUUUUUUAUUUGUAAUGUAUUUGCAAACAUUUCUAAAAACCUGUUUUUGCUUUGUCAUUAUGUGUAGAUUGAUGAGGAUUUAUUUAUUUUUUAAUCAAUUUUAGAAUAAGGCUGUAACGUAACAAAAUGUGGAAAAGGGGAAGGGGUCUGAAUACUUUCCAAAUGUCUCCUAAUGUCGUUCUCUUUUAUCUCCCUCUCUCUCUAGUACUGCAAUGGUGGGGACCUGGCGGACUAUCUGCACUGUAAGUGGACUGUUUCAUCUGUCAAAAGGCCAGCGAAGCUCUCGGAUCGUUCUUGAAUUAAGGUGGCAUUUGGGCAUUUUGGGAAAAAAUGAACUGUCAUCUUCCCAUUCUAAAUCAACUAGUAUGGUAGCUCAAUGACUUCAAAUAAUAUCUACCAUUAUGAUAACACUGUGCUGCCAGUAGGAGUAGUAACACCAAUGAGAAGUUGUAGGUAAGUGAGAAUUUUCUGAAAUGGAGGCUUCAAAUGUUCAAAGGUCAUUAAUCCUUUAAAAAUAAUUUACUAAAGUGAUAUGAUUAAUCAUUUUGCUCACAAUGUUAUUUCCCUUCAUUUAAAUUGAGUAACACCAAGUGUCACUUUGGAUUUAGACACACCAAAUGAUCAAUGGAAUCCUACAAUUUAUGAGAUACUAAAAGGGUGUGAUUAGCUAAUAAUAUUUUUUAGUAUAAAAAUCAAAUCAAAUCUAAUUUUAUUUAUCACAUACACGUGUUUAGCAGAUGUUAUUGCGGGUGUAGCGAAAUGCUUGUGCUUCUAGCUCCGACAGUGCAGUAAUAUCUAACAAGUAAUAUCUAACAAUUUCACAACAUAUACCCAAUACACACAAAUCUAGUAAGUAAUGGAAUUUAAGAAUAUAUACAUAUAUGGACAAGCAAUGACAGAGUGGCAUGGACUAAGAUGCAGUAGAAUAUUAUAGAAUAGAAUACAGUAUAUACAUAUGAGAUGAGUAGUGCAAGAUAUGUAAUCAUUAUUAAAGUGGCCAGUGAUUUCAAUAGGCAGCAGCAGCCUCUAAUGUGCUAGUGAUGGCUAUUUAACAGUCUGAUGGCCUUGAGAUAGAAGCUGUUUUUCAUUCUCUUGGUCCCAGCUUUGAUGCACCUGUACUGACCUCGCCUUCUGGAUGAUAGCGGAGUGAACAAGCAGUGGCUCGGGUGGUUGAUGUCCUUGAUGAUCUUUUUGGCCUUCCUGUGACAUCGGGUGCUGUAUGUGUCUUGGAGGGCGGGUAGUUUGCCCCCGGUAAUGCGUUCGGCAGACCGCACCACCCUCUGGAGAGCCCUGCGGUUGCGGGCAGUGCAGUUGCCAUACCAGGCGGUGAUACAGCCCGACAGGAUGCUCUCAAUUGUGCAUCUGUAAAAGUUUGUGAGGGUUUUAGGUGCCAAGCCAAAUUUCUUCAGCCUCCUGAGGUUGAAGAGGCUCUGUUGCGCCUUCUUCACCACACUAUAUGCGUGGGUGGACCAUUUCAGUUUGGCAGUGAUGUGGACACCAAGGAACUUGAAGCUUUCCACCUUCUCCACUGCGGUCCUGUCGAUGUGGAUAGGGGGGUGCACCCUCUGCUGUUUCCUGAAGUCCACGAUCAUCUCCUUUGUUUUGUUGACGUUGACUGAGAGUUUAUUUUCCUGGCACCACACUCCCAGAGCCCUCACCUCCUCCCUGUAGGCGGUCUCGUCAUUGUUGGUAAUCAAGGCUACUACUGUUGUGUCGUCUGCAAACUUGAUGAUUGAGUUGGAGGCGUGCUUGGCCACGCAGUCAUGGGUGAACAGGGAGUACAGGAGGGGGCUGAGAACGCACCCUUGUGGGGCUCCAGUGUUGAGGAUCAGCGAAGUGGAGAUGUUGUUUCCUACUCUCAGGAAGUCCAGGACCCAGUUGCACAGGGCGGGGUUCAGACCCAGGGCCUCGAGCUUAAUGAUGAGCUUGGAGGGUACUAUGGUGUUGAAUGCUGAGCUAUCGUCAAUGAACAGCAUUCUUACAUAGCUAUUCCUCUUGUCCAGAUGGGAUAGGGCAGUGUGAUGUCGAUUGCAUCGUCUGUGGAUCUAUUGGGGCGGUAAGCAAAUUGAAGUGGGUCUAGGGUGACAGGUAAGGUAGAUGUGAUAUGAUCCUUGACUAGUCUCUCAAAGCACUUCAUGAUGACAGAGGUGAGUGCUACGGGGCGAUAGUCAUUUAGUUCAGUUACCUUUGCUUUCUUGGGUACAGGAACAAUGGUGGCCAUCUUGAAGCAUGUGGGAACAGCAGACUGGGAAAGGGAGAGAUUGAAUAUAUCCGUAAACACACCAGCCAGCUGGUCUGCGCAUGCUCUGAGGACACGGCUAGGGAUGCCGUCUGGGCCAGCAGCCUUGCGGGGAUUAACAUGCUUAAAUGUCUUACUCAUGUCGGCCACGGAGAAGGAGAUGCCACAGUCCUUGGUAGUGGGCCUCGUCGGUGGCACUGUGUUAUCCUCAAAGCAGGCGAAGAAGGUGUUUAGCUUGUCUCGAAGCGAAACGUCGGUGGCUGGUUUUCCUUUUGUAGUCCGUGAUUGUCUGUAUACCCUGCCACAUACGUCUCGUGUCUGAGCCGUUGAAUUGCUACUCCACUUUGUCUCUAUACUGAUGUUUUGCCAGUUUAAUUGCCUUGCGGAGUGAGUAGCUACACUGUUUGUAUUGCCAAACAAUACAAACAGUGUAGAUCCCUCCCCCAAUAACAGUUUGCCACUGGAGAGAAUCCUCAAGGUCCUUGUAUAUCUUUGUAAUGAGUGAUUUUCAAGGCGGUAACACCAAUGACACAUUAUACUAGUAAAAUAAAUAGGUAUUUGAAUAGCUUUUGUUUUUAUUGAUCUAUACAAUAUAUGAAAUACUUUCUUUCACUUUCUAGCAUUCAAAAUAAUAAAGCAGGGGACACACAUAGGAUUGUCUACCAUUCGCCAGCCAAGGAUAAUUAGCACCUCUGAACAGAGUGUCAGCAGUCAAUCUCUUUUGUGUUCAUACAACAAAGACCUUGACCUCGUUAGCCACAAAGCUUUGUUAAAAUACUCCAAACCAGAAGGUGGUAGUAACGUUGUUUGGCAAUGCAUGUCCAUAUGUGUUGCUUAGUUUAUGGUCUAGAUUCCAAUGUUGGCUAGCUAGCUAGCUGCACUAUUGUUGCUAUUUUGUAGAAAGCCCUUGUUGAGACUAGCCAGAUGGCCACUGCUAGAUAACUACAUGGCAAAAUGACGAAGAGACAAUUUAAUUCACUCCAUAAUUCCAUACUGCCAGUGCUAGCCCAUUACCAAAUGUUUAGCUAGCUAGCUAAUGUUAGCAUAUUCACUAGCUAGCACAACAUACUCUACUAGAUAGCUAGCUAGCUAAGGACAGUGCUCUAACUCAGUUGGAAACUAAUCCAUUGUGAUUUAUACUGAAAAAUAUAUAAACGCAACAUGUAAAGUGUUGAUCCCAUGUUUCAUGAGCUGAAAUAAAAGAUCCCCGAAAUAUUCCAUACGCACAAAAAUAUAAUUUCUCUCAAAUUUUGUGCACACUUUUUUUACAUCCCUGUUACUGAGCAUUUCUACUUUGCCAAGAUUAUCCAUCCACCUGAUAGGUGUGGCAUAUCAAGAAGCUGAUUAAACAGCAUGAUCAUUACACAGGUGCACCUUGUACUGGGGACAAUAAAAGGCCACCCUAAAAUGUGCAGUUUUGUCACACAACACAAUGCCACAGCUGUCUCAAGUUUUGAGGGAGCGUACAAUUGGCAUGCUGACUGCAGGAAUGUCCACCAGAGCUGUUGCCAGAUAAUUUAAUGUUAAUUUCUCUACCAUAAGCCGCCUCCAACGGAGUUUUAAGUAGUUUUGGUAGUACGUCUAACCGGCCUCACAACCGCAGACCACGUGUAACCACGCCAUCUCAGGACCUCCACAUCCGGCUUCUUCACCUACGGGAUCGUCUGAGACCAGCCUCCCGGACAGCUGAUGAAACUGAGGAGUAUUUCUGUCUGUAAUAAAGCCCUUAUGUUGGGAAAAAUGUAUUCUGAUUCGCUGGGCCUGGCUCCCCAGUGGGUGGGCCUGGCUCCGAAGUGGUUGGGCCUAUGCCCUCCCAGACCCGCCCAUGGCUGCGCACCUGCCCAGUCAUGUGAAAUCCAUAGAUUAGGGCCUAAUUUAUUUAUUUCAAUUGACUGAUUUCCUUAUAUGAACUUUAACUCAGUAAAAUCUUUGAAAUUGUUGGGGGGGGGGGUCAAAUGACACCAAAAAGAAAGUAAUUUACAUCGUUUUUAUAGUUAAAUACAGAUUUUAUUUUCCCUUAUCGGCUGUCCUGUCCCACCCCUCCACCCCUGUUUCUCCCCUAGCCAAGGGCACCCUGAGCGAGGACACCAUCCGGGUGUUUCUGCAGCAGAUAGCCGGAGCCAUGAGGGUGCUGCAGGCCAAGGAUAUCAUCCACAGAGACCUCAAACCCCAGAACAUCCUGCUCUCCUACCCCGCAGGACGCAAGUCCCACUCCACCAACACCUGCAUCAAGAUAGGUGUGUGUGUGUGUGUGUGUGCAGUGCAUUCGGAAAGUAUUCAGACCCCUAGACUUGUUCCACAUUUUGUUACGUUACAGCCUUAUUCAAAAAUUGAUUAUUUUGUUUUUUACAUCUCAUUAAUCUACACACAAUACCCCAUAAUGACAAAGUAAAAACUGGUUUUUAGAAUUUCUUGCAAAUGUAUAAAAAAAACAAAAACAUAAAUACUUUUUUCCCUCACUGUACAUAAAUAAGGUAUUUGAUCCCUUGCUGAUCUUGUACGUUUGCCCACUGACAAAGAAAUGAUCAGUCUAUAAUUUUAAUGGUAGGUUUAUUUGAACAGUGAGAGACAGAAUAACAAACAAAAAAAUCCAGAAAAACGCAUGUCAAAAAUGUUAUAAAUUGAUUUGCAUUUUAAUGAGGGAAAUAAGUAUUUGACCCCCUCUCAAUCAGAAAGAUUUCUGGCUCCCAGGUGUCUUUUAUACAGGUAACGAGCUGAGAUUAGGAGCACACUCUUAAAGGGAGUGCUCUUAAUCUCAGCUUGUUACCUGUAUAAAAGACACCUGUCCACAGAAGCAAACAAUCAAUCAGAUUCCAAACUCUCCACCAUGGCCAAGAACAAAGAGCUCUCCAAGGAUGUCAGGGACAAGAUUGUAGACCUACACAAGGCUGGAAUGGGCUACAAGACCAUCGCCAAGCAGCUUGGUGAGAAGGUGACAACAGUUGGUGCGAUUAUUCGCAAAUGGAAGAAACACAAAAUAACUGUCAAUCUCCCUCAGCCUGGGGUUCCAUGCAAGAUCUCACCUCGUGGAGUUGCAAUGAUCAUGAGAACGGUGAGGAAUCAGCCCAGAACUACACGGGAGGAUCUUGUCAAUGAUCUCAAGGCAGCUGGGACCAUAGUCACCAAGAAAACAAUUGGUAACACACCACACCGUGAAGGACUGAUAUCCUGCUCAAGAAAGCACAUAUACAUGCCCGUCUGAAGUUUGCCAAUGAACAUCUGAAUGAUUCAGAGGAGAACUGGGUGAAAGUGUUGUGGUCAGAUGAGACCAAAAUGGAGCUCUUUGGCAUCAACUCAACUCGCCGUGUUUGGAGGAGGAGGAAUGAUGCCUAUGACCCCAAGAACACCAUCCCCACCGUCAAACAUGGAGGUGGAAACAUUAUGCUUUGGGGUGUUUUUCUGCUAAGGGGACAGGACAACUUCACCGCAUCAAAGGGACGAUGGACGGGGCCAUGUACCGUCAAAUCUUGGGUGAGAACCUCCUUCCCUCAGCCGGGGCAUUGAAAAUGGGCCGUGGAUGGGUAUUCCAGCAUGACAAUGACCCAAAACACACGGCCAAGGCAACAAAGGAGUGGCUCAAGAAGAAGCACAUUAAGGUCCUGGAGUGGCCUAGCCAGUCUCCAGACCUUAAUCCCAUAGAAAAUCUGUGGAGGGAGCUGAAGGUUCGAGUUGCCAAACGUCAGCCUCGAAACCUUAAUGACUUGGAGAAGAUGAGUGGGAAAAAAUCCCUCGUGAGAUGUGUGCAAACCUGGUGGCCAACUACAAGAAAAGUCUGACCUCUGUGGUUGCCAACAAGUCAUGUUUUGCAGAGGGGUCAAAUACUUAUUUCACUCAUUAAAAUGCAAAUCAAUUUAUAACAUUUUUGACAUGCGUAUUUCUGGAUUUUGUUGUUGUUAUUCUGUCUCUCACUGUUCAAAUAAACCUACCAUUAAAAUUAUAAUUUCUUUGUCAGUGGGCAAACGUACAAAAUCAGCAGGGGAUCAAAUACUUUUUUCCCUCACUGUAUUUGGGGAGUUUCUCCCAUUCUUCUCUGGCUGGGCCACUCAAGGACAUUCAGAGACUUGUCCCGAAGCUACUCCCUACAAAGGUUCACCUUCCAACAAAACAACGACCCUAAGCACACAGCUAAGAUAAUGCAGGAGUGGCUUCGGGACAAGUCUCUGAAUGUCCUUGAGUGGCCCAGCCAGAGCCCGGACUUGAACCCAAUCGAACAUCUCUGGAGAGAUCUGAAAAUAGCUGUGCAGCGACGCUCCCCAUCCAACCUGACAGAGAUUGAGAGGAUCUGCAAAGAAGAAUGUGAGAAACUCCCCAAAUACAUGUGUGCCAAGCUUGUAGCAUCAUACCCAAGAAGACUCAAGGCCGUAAUCACUGCCAAAGGUACUUCAACAAAGUAUUGAGUAAAGGGUCUGAAUACUUAUGUAAAUGUGAUAUUUCAGUUUUUUAUUUUUAAUACAUUUGCAAAUAUUUCUAAAAACCUGUUUUUACUUUGUCAUUAUGGAGCAUUGUGUGUAGAUGGAUGAGGAGAAAAAAAACAAUUUAAUCAAUUUCAGAAUAAGGCUGUAACGUAACAAAAUGUGGAAAAAGUCAAGGGGUCAGAAUACUUUCCGAAUACACUGUGCGUGUGGGUGCAUGCACGUGCACUGUAAUGCGUUAUAUAAAUUAUAGCGACAAGAGUUCCAUCUUUCCACAGAAUUAAUUGAUACCCAUGUAAUAGCUGAUAAUCACCAUUGUGUGAAGAAUGAAUUAGUGCAGGGCUGAAGACUAAAGAGCAGUGUUCUGUAUGUGUUUAAAACUCACUCAUAUGAAUCCCUCUCAAGCCCAUUUAAAGCUGCAAUAUGUAACUUUUUGGGCGACCCUACAAAAUUCACAUAUAAAAUGUGAGUUAUAUAUCAGUCUUUCUCAUUGAAACCAAGUCUAAGAAGUGGUAGAUAUGUUCUAUGUGCACUAUUUCUAUGCUUCCCAUUUGAAAGUGUAUUUUUUGCCUCUUUUACUUUCGGUUUUGUACACCAGUUUCAAAUAGCUGAAAAUACAAUAUUAUUGGUUAUGGAAAAUAUAUUUCACAGCGGUUUAGAUGGUGCAUUGAUUCUCUACACUAUACUUGCUUGUUUUUUCACAAACUGAAGUUAGGCAAACUAUUUGAAUUUUAGCAACCAGGAAAUGGCGGAGCGAUUUCUGCAUAGUGCAUCUUUAAACAGUUGUGUGUGUGUGUGUGUGUGUGUGUGUGUGUGGAUCGCUCACUUUGAAAGGCUGUUAACAGUGCAACACUGUAGUUAGUUAGUAGUGAUGAUGAGAUUUGUUUUUGUGUGGAUAUUUCUCAUUGCCCAUUGAUCUUGAAUGUUAGCCUUUUUAACUAACACUGGUGAUUUGCUUUUCCCUGUGGCUAUGUGAUAUUCUGAAGUAGGAUGACAGACCGUUACUAGUAUAAUUUAAAGGUGUUAGAGUGCCUGUCAAUUAAGAGUAAGAUGGCAGGUUUCAAAAAUCUCUGACAAAACUUCCAGUCACUGGUCCUCUUGGUGGCUCAGUGGAAUAUCAAUUGAGUCCUCUCUCCACAGUAACCUCUUCAGUCGUUCCCUGCAGGUAUUACUUUUCCCGCUCAUUGCAAACAUUUUGUGAUCGCAGCAAGGUUUUGCUGAGUAUCUGAGUGCACAGCUGUAGUCUCCACUUGUACAUUGCUAACUCAUCUUCUUUUUUACCCCCCCCCCCCCUGUCCUUCUUCUAUCCCUCUCUCCAGCUGACUUUGGGUUUGCCCGGUACCUUCAGAACAACAUGUUGGCUGCCACUCUGUGUGGGUCCCCUAUGUACAUGGUGAGCAUCUCUAGUUCCUUAGACACUCUCAAACUGCCUAUGGUCAGGUACCAUGUCUGACAUGUGUCAUGUGUGCAACUCUGAAAUGUUUCCCCGUAUCUACCAGGCACCUGAAGUCAUCAUGUCUCAGAACUAUGAUGCCAAGGCUGACCUGUGGAGCAUUGGAACCAUUUUAUUCCAAUGUCUGACUGGGAAAGCACCGUUUCAGGUGAGUAGCAUAGUCCCCAUGAUAUAGGACUCAAUCAUACCCAGAUAUACCCAACUCAAAGGGUUAAUCAAAGGGAGGUUGUUUGAAUAGUUAAAAUGAAUCCACUCAAUACAGAAAGGGGUCAUUCAGCGAGAGAGGGAGAGAGAUAGAAAGUCAUUUCCACAGUUUGUUUUUGACUUGCCAUGCAAUAUUUAAGACUGGCAUGGCAGCAAUCAGCUUUGGUUUUCUCUUAGACUUAGCCGAACAGACCGGCUUUUCUCUCCACAUAAUGUGAGAGAUGGCAAUCUGUAGACUAGCUAGAGUUAAAACAACAAGACUAUUUAUCCAUCCUUUCCUAAGGCUCUUAGGAAAUCAAGUUACCCAAACUGUCCAGACAGGUUCAGCUGACUGUGUUUCCUCUUCAAAUCUUUACAUUCCCUUUGAAACUAAUUUGUGUGCAUGCAAACACUCAAGUUUGCACGGUUGAUUUGUUCUGUUUCUGUGUAUGUGUCUGUGUGUGCUACCCACAGGCUAGCAGUCCCCAGGACCUCCGGCUGUUUUAUGAGAAAAACAAGAACCUCAGCCCCAAGUUAGUGUUGAUCAGCUCUAGUAGUGUGUGUGUUUUUAGAGAUAGAGAGUACAGAUUCCUUUCACAUGAGAUUAUGUGUCUUGAAUGGUGCUUCCAUGUUAAUGAACUAAUGAUGUGAUAGACCGGAUUUGACCACAGGAUAUGUUACAAACGACUUAUGAUUAUCAUACUCUCACGCACUGCUUUUAACAUUUGAUUUAGGAUCAGCUACCACAAUCCUAACAUUAACCAUUUAUGGGGAAAUGCAAAACAGGCCCCCGAUCAAUUGUUACAACAGGAAUUAAGUGUAAAGUACCAUCAUGCAUUCAUGGUGACUUGUGUGUCUCCCCUCCCAGCAUCCCCAGAGAGACCUCCUGUCACCUGAGGCACCUGCUGCUAGGUCUUCUGCAGCGCAACCACAACGACCGCAUGGACUUUGGUCAGUGGGGCCACACUCACAGUGGUCAUACCAGUGCUCAUUAUUUAAGAGAUAUUUAAAAUUGAUAGGGUAGCAAGUUCCUCACUUUCAAUCUUUUUCUCUUUUCAUUGUAGAGGAGUUCUUCCAUCACCCCUUCCUGGAGACGAGUUCGUCCAUGAAGAAGAGUGAGUAACAUCCAUCUACUCAUCCCUAAUUGAAACAUCCAAACCAAUCUAUCAUAUGAAGAGGAAAGUCUGAGAAAUUAAUGAAUUGGUUUAUUAUUUUGAGAAUUUAUAUUGAUAUUUUUCUUUGAUACAGCUCCUGCUGUGACCAUGACAUGCUUUCCCAGCUCUGCUUCAGCCAGCUCCUGUAGCAGCUCUUCCACCUCACAUUUGGCCUCCCCACCGGUGAGUGUGUGUGUGUUAAUGUAUACAUGCUUAUAAACUGAGUGUACAAAACAUUAGGAACACCUUCCUUAUAUUGAGUUGCCCCCCUCCCCCCACCCCUUUUGCCUUCAGAACAGCCUCAAUUCGUCGGGGCAUGGAUUCUACAAGGUGUCGAAAGCGUUCCACAGGGAUGCUGGCCCAAGCUGACCAAUGCUUUCCACAUUUGUGUCAAGUUGGCUGGAUGUCCUUUGGGUGGAGAGGACCAUUCUUGAUACACACAGGAAACUGUUGAGCAUGAAAAACCCAGCAGCGUUGCAGUUCUUGACACAACCCGGUGCACUUGGCACCUACUACCACCCAAUUAAAAGGCACUUAAAUAUUUUGUCUUACCCAUUUACCCUCUGAAUGGCAAACAUACAUAAUCCAUGUCUCAAUUGUCUCAAGGCUUAAAAAUCCUUCUUUAACUUGUCUCCUCCCCUUCAUCUCAAAUCAAAUCAAAUUGUAUUUGCUACAUGUGCCGAAUACAACAGGUGUAGACAUUACAGUGAAAUGCUUACUUACAGCCCUUAACCAACAAUGCAUUAAUUUUUUUAUAAAACAUGCAUAAAUAAUUAACAGUAGCAGCAGUGUAAAAAGAUGGGGUGGGGGUGGGGGGCAGUGCAAAUAGUCCGGUUAGCCAUGAUUAGCUGUUCAGGAGUCUUAUGGCUUGGGGGUAGAAGCUGUUGAGAAGCCUUUUGGACCUAGACUUGGUGCUCCGGUACCGCUUGCCGUGCGGUAGCAGAGAGAACAGUCUAUGACUAGGGUGGCUGGAGUCUUUGACAAUUUUUAGGGCCUUCCUCUGACACCGCCUGGUAUAGAGGUCAUGGAUGGCGGGAAGCUUGGCCCCAGUGAUGUACUGGGCCGUACGCACUACCCUCUGUAGUGCCUUGCGGUCGGAGGCCGAGCAGUUGCCAUACCAGGCGGUGAUGCAACCAGUCAGGAUGCUCUCGAUGGUGCAGCUGUAUAACUUUUUGAGGAUCUGAGGACCCAUGCCAAAUCUUUUCAGUCUCCUGAGGGGGAAUAGGCUUUGUCGUGCCCUCUUCAAGACUGUCUUGGUGUGUUUGGACCAUGAUAGUUUGUUGGUGAUGUGGACACCAAGGAACUUGAAGCUCUCAACCUGUUCCACUACAGCCCCGUCGAUGAGAAUGGGGGCGUGCUCAGUCCUCUUUUUUUUCCUGUAGUCCACAAUCAUCUCCUUUGUCUUGGUCACGUUGAGGGAGAGGUUGUUAUCCUGGCACCACACAGCCAGGUCUCUGACCUCCUCCCUAUAGGCUGUCUCAUCGUUGUCGGUGAUCAGGCCUACCACUGUUGUGUCGUCGGCUAACUUAAUGAUGGUGUUGGAGUCGUGCCUGGCCAUGCAGUCAUGGGUGAACAUGGAGUACAGGUGGGGACUGAGCACGCACCCCUGAGGGGCCCCCGUGUUGUCUCUUGGUAAAUAGUGUGGUCUACAGCUUAUCAUAAGAUACUCUACCUCAGGCGAGCAAAACCUUGAGACUUCCUUAGUAUUUGAUUUUAUGCACCAGCUGUUGUUUACAAAUAUACACAGACUGCCACCACUUGUCUUACCGGUGUCAGCUGUUCUAUCCUGCCGAUGUAGCGUAUAGCCCGCUAGCUGUAUGUUAUCCAUGUCGUCGUUCAGCCAUGACUUGGUGAAACAUAAGAUAUUACAGUUUUUAAUGUCCCGUUCGUAGGAUAACCGUAAUCUUAGGUCAUCUAAUUUAUUUUCAAAUGAUUGAAGAUUGGCUAAUAGGAUUGAUGGAAGAGGCAGUUUACUCGCUCGCCGUCGGAUCCUUACAAGGCACCCCGAUCUACGUCCACGAUAUCUCCGUCUCUUUCUCCUGCGAAUGACGGGGAUUUGGGCCUUGUCGGGUGUCUGUAGGAUAUCCUUCGUGUCCGACUCGUUGAAGAAAACAAUCUUUGUCCAAUACGAGGUGAGUAAUCGCUGUCCUGAUAUCCAGAAACUCUUUUUGGUUAUAAGAGACGGUGGCAGAAACAUUAUGUACAGAAUAAAUUACAAAUAACGCGAAAAAACACACAUAAUAGUACAAUUGGUUAGAGGGCUGUAAAACGGCAGCCAUCUUCUCCGGCGCCAUCUCUACAUCUAGAGCCACCCUCUACACUGAUUGAAGUGGAUUUAACAAGUGACAUCAAUAAGGGAUCAUAGCUUUCACCUGGAUUCACCUGGUCAGUCUACAGUAUGUAAUGGAAAAAGCAGGUAUUCUUAAUGUUUUGUAUACACAGUGUAUAUCUUUGCUUUAGGAUAUUUAUAUAAUACUUUUAUGAAAUGUAUUAUUUCAGCUGGAAAGUUGAAUGCUACCAAAGUUCUGAAUAGAAAAGCCCACUCAAGAUGGUCGAAAGCCUUUUCGGCAUCAACAGCCAUUAUUGAUAAAUCAACAUCUUGUUUUGUUGCGUAUUGUAUUAUACUAAAACAAGUUAUUGUAUUUCUUUGUAAGUGUCUAUUUUUAAUAAACCCUGUUUCAUUAAUAUGUAUCAAGUCUGGUAAUACUUUUGCCAUUCUGUUGCUUAUGAGUUUUGUUAUUAUUUUAUUGUUGCAAUUUAUUAAACAAAUGGGUCUGUAAUCUGCAGGGGACUCUCCAGAGCUACUGUUGAUGUGUCCAAUGUCACACAGCUCAGUGUACGUUCAGUCUUGGGUUUGUUAGGUGGUAUAGGGCUUUUUGUCUAUUCCAGUGUUUUUUAAUCCUGGUCCUGGGGACCCAAAGGGGUGCACUUUGUAGUUUUUGCCCUAGCACUACACACCUGAUUCAAAUGAUCAAAGCUGAAUGAUCAAAUUAACUUUUGACAUGGCACACCUGUUAAUUGAAAUGCAUUCCAGGUGACUACCUCAUGAAGCUGGUUGAGAGAAUGCCAAGAGUGUGCAAAGCUGUCAUUAAGGCAAAGUGUGGCUACUUUGAAGAAUCUCAAAUAUAACAUAUAUUUUGAUUUGUUUAACACUACUGUUAUUUUAUUUUACUGCUGCUCUUUAAUUAUUUGCAAUUAUUUACUUAUCACUUUUUUUUUCUUCUUAAAAACUGCAUUGUUGGUUAAGGGCUUGUAAGUAAGCAUUUCACCUGUUGUAUUUGGCACUUGGCAAAUAAAAUUUGAUUUGAUAUAGUGGGUUGUUCAGGGUCAGUGCUGUGGUCAUAGUUACUCUCUCCUCUCUCUCUCCAGCAGUCCCUGGCUGAGGUCCAGCAGCUCCACGCCAAGACCCUUGCCUCCCCUACCCAGGAUGCCCCUGGCUUUCUCCUCAAGGACUCGUCUGGAGGGGGCUGCAGCAGCAAGAACUCUUCUUGUGACACGGAUGACUUUGUCAUGGUGCCCGUCCACUUUCCCAGUAAGCGCAUCCUCAUUCCUCAACCACGAAGUGGUGUUCUUGUAGCGCUUCAGUCUGUCAUGUGUAUACAAUCCAGAGAUUGUGAGAGAAGUUGUUUAGAUCACUUUCUUUCUGAAUGUAUAAUAGCAGUGUAGUCCAAUUUCUGAGAUGAUUCUGAGGUUCAUUCGUUUGGCUGUAUGGUCAUUCCUCUUUGACGUGUUGCCAUGGUUUCUCAGCAGGUGAGCUCACCUGUGAGGAACCUACUGGGAAGGUGUUCCACGACAGUCUGAUGAACAGCGGGUGAGUUUAGUGGACAUGGUCUUUAGUGAUGGGGCAAAAAUCAAUACAGUUACAAAUCCUGAUAUUAUUUAGGAUGAUAUUACACUGUGAACGAAAAUAUAAACGCAAUAUGCAACAAUUUCAAAGAUUUUACUGAGUUACAGUUCAUAUAAGGAAAUCAGUCAAUUGAAAUAAAUUCAUUUGGCCCUAAUCUAUGGAUUUCACAUGACUGGGAAUACAGAUAUGCAUCUGUUGGUCAUAGAUACUUUUUAAAAAGGUAGGGGCGUGGAUCAGAAAACCACUCAGUAUCUGGUGUGACCACCAUUUUCCUCAUGCAGCGCAACACAUCUUCGAAUAGAGUUGAUCAGGCUGUUGAUUGUGGCCUGUGGAAUGUUGUCCCAGUCCUCAUCGAUGGCUAUGCGAAGUUGCUGGAUAUUGGCUGGAACUGGAACACGCAGUCGUACACGUCGUUCCCAGAGCAUUCCAAACAUGCUCAAUGGGUGACAUGUCUGGUGAGUAUGCAGGCCAUGGAAGAACUGGGACAUUUUCAGCUUCCAGGAAUUGUCUACAGAUCCUUGCAACAUGGGGCUGUGCAUGAUCAUGCUGAAACAUCAGGUGAUGGCGGCAGAUGAAUGGUAGGAUAAUGGCCCUCAGGAUCUUGUCACAGUAUCUCUGUGCAUUCAAAUUGCCAUCGAUAAAAUGUAAUUGUGUUCGUUGUCCGUGGCUUAUACCUGCCCAUACCUAUUUGACCAAGAAGGAGAGUGAUGGAGUGCUGAAUCAGAUGACCUGGCCUCCACAAUCACCCGACCUCAACCCAAUUGAGAUGGUUUGGGUUGAGUUAGACCGCAGAGUGAAGGAAAAGCAGCCAACGAGUGCUCAGCAUAUGUGAGAACUCCUUCAAGACUGUUGGAAAAGCAUUCCUUAUGAAGCUGGUUGAGAGAAUGCCAAGAGUGUGCAAAGCUGUCAUGAAGGCAAAGGGUGGCUACUUUGAAGAAUCUCAAAUAUAAAAUAUAUUUUGAUUUGUUUAAAACACUUUUUUGGUUACUAAAUUAUUCCAUAUGUGUUAUUUCAUAGUUUUGAUGUCUUCACUAUUAUUCAUAUUUAAAAUAAAGAAAAACCCUUGAAUGAGUAGGUGUCCAAACUUUUAACUGGUACUGUAUUUCUACAGCUCAGCUAUUCAUGCGCCAAAACUCAGGUAUUUUUCGUCCUAUAGCUUGUUCUCCAUCUUCUUUUUAAAUAGUAAACCAUGUUUUCAGCACUUAUGUCCAUGACUGAUCAACAUUUAUUUUCCCAUGCUAUCUCUUGUCUCUCUACAGCACACAUCCUAUUUUGUUGCCUUACAACCUGGAAUUAAACAUGCCUACCACUUUGAAGAUGUAAAAUAUUUUUUAUUGUGAAACAAACAAGAAAUAUGACAAAAAACAGAACUUGAGCGUGCAUAACUAUUCAUCUCCCCAAAGUCAAUUCUUUGUAGAGCCACCUUUUGCAGCAAUUACAGCUGCAAGUCUCUUGGGGUAUGUGUCUAUAAGCUUGGCACAUCUAGCCACUGGGAUUUUUGCCCAUUCUUCAAGGCAAAACUGCUCCAGCUCCUUCAAGUUGGAUGGGUUCCGCUGGUGUACAGCAAUCUUUAAGUCAUACCACAGAUUCUCAAUUGGAUUGAGGUCUGGGCUUUGACUAGGCCAUUCCAAAACAUUUAAAUGUUUCCCCUUAAACCACUUGAGUGUUGCUUUAGCAGUAUGCUUAGGGUUAUUGUCCUGCUGGAAGGUGAACCUCCUUCCCAGUCUCAAAUCUCGGGAAAAUUGAAACAGGUUUCCCUCAAGAAUUUCCCUGUAUUUAGCGCCAUCCAUCAUUCCUUCAAUUCUGACCAAUUUCCCAGUCCCUGCCGAUGAAAAAUAUCCCCACAGCAUGAUGCUGCCACAACCAUGCUUCACUGUGGGGAUGGUGUUCUCGGAGUGAUGAGAGGUGUUGGGUUUGUGCCAGGCGUUUUCCUUGAUGGCCAAAAAGCUCAAUUUUAGUCUAAUCUGACCAGAGUACCUUCUUCCAUAUGUUUGGGGAUUCUCCCACAUGCUUUUUGGCGAACACCAAACGUGUUUGCUUAUUUUUUCUUUAAGCAAUGGCUUUUUUCUGGCCACUUUUCCGUAAAGUCCAGCUCUGUGGAGUGUAUGGCUUAAAGUGGUCCUAUGGACAGAUACUCUCAUCUCCGCUGUGGAGCUUUGCAGCUCCUUCAGGGUUAUCUUUGGUCUCUUUGUUGCCUCUCUGAUUAAUGCCCUCCUUGCCUGGUCCGUGAGUUUUGGUGGGCGGCCCUCUCUUGGCAGGUUUGUUGUGGUGCCAUAUUCUUUCAAUUUUUUAUUAAUGGAUUUAAUGGUGCUCCGUGGGAUGUUCAAAGUUUCAGGUAUUUUUGUAUAACCCAACCCUGAUCUGUACAGUCGUGGUCAAAAGUUUUGAGAAUGACACAAAUACUAAUUUUCACAAAGUCUGCUGCCUCAGUUUUGAUGAUGGCAAUUUGCAUAUACUCCAGAAUGUCAUAAAGAGUGAUCAGAUGAAUUGCAAUUAAUUGCAAAGUCCCUCUUUGCAUUAAAAUGAACUUAAUCCCCCAAAAAACAUUUCCACUGCAUUUCAGCCCUGCCACAAAAGGACCAGCUGCCAUCAUGUCAGUGAUUCUCUCGUUAACACAGGUGAGAGUGUCGACAAGGACAAGGCUGGAGAUCACUCUGUCAUGCUGAUUGAGUUAGAAUAACAGACUGGAAGCUUUAAAAGGAGGGUGGUGCUUGAAAUCAUUGUUCUUCCUCUGUUAACCAUGGUUACCUGCAAGGAAACACGUGCCGUCAUCAUUGCUUUGCACAAAAAGGGCUUCACAGGCAAGGAUAUUGCUGCUUGUAAGAUUGCACCUAAAUCAACCAUUUAUCGGAUCCUCAAGAACUUCAAGGAGAGCGGUUCAAUUGUUGUGAAGAAGGCGUCAGGGUUGCCCAAGGAAGUCCAGCAAGUGCCAGGACCGUCUCCUAAAGUUGAUUCAGCUGCGGGAUCGGGGCACCACCAGUGCAGAGCUUGCUCAGGAAUGGCAGCAGGCAGGUGUGAUUGCAUCUGCACACCAGUGAGGCGAAGACUUUUGGGAGGAUGGCCUGGUGUCAAGAAAGGGCAGCAAAGAAGCCACUUCUCUCCCAGGGAAAAACAUCAUGGGACAGACAUUCGUGCAAAAGGUACAUGGGAUUGGGACUGCUGAGGACUGGUGUAAAGUCCAUUUAUCUCUGAUGAAUCCCCUUUCCGAUUGUUUGGGGCAUCCGGAAAAAAGCUUGUCGGGAGAAGACAGGUGAGCGCUACCUCAUCUGUGUCAUGCCAACAGUACAAGCAUCCUGAGACCAUUCAUGUGUGGGGUUCCUGCUCAGCCAAGGGAGUGGGCGCACCUCACAUUUUUUGCAUAAGAACACAGCCAGGAAUAAAGAAGGGUACAACACAUCGCCGAGAGCAACUUUUCCUAACCUCCAAGAACAGUUUUGUGACGACAAUGCCUUUUCUAGCAUGAUGGAGCACCUUGCCAUAAGGCAAAUGAUAAGUAAGUGGCUCGGGAAAAACAUCGUAAAAAUGGUUGGGUCCUUGCCAUUAACUCCCAGACCUUAUUCCCAUUGAGAACUUGUGGUCGAUCCUCAAGAGGCGGGUGGACAAACAAAAACCCACAAAUUCUGACAAACUCCAAGCAUUUAUUAUGCAAGAAUGGGCUGCCAUCAGUCGGGAUGUGGCCCAGAAGUUAAUUGACACCAUGCCAGGGCGGAUUGCAGAGGUCUUGAAAAAGAAGGGUCAACACUGCAAACAUUGACUCUUUGCAUAAACUUAAUGUAAUUGUCAAUAAAAGCCUUUGACACUAAUGGAAUGCUUGUAAUUAUACUUCAGUAUACCAUAGUAACAUUUGACAAAAAUAUCUCAUAACUGAAGCAGCAAACUUUGUGAAGACCAAUACUUCUCCACAACUUUGUCCCUGACCUGUUUGGAGAGCUCCUUGGUCUUCAUGGUGCCACUUGCUUGGUGGUGCCCCUUGCUUAGUGGUGUUGCAGACUCUGUGGCCUUUCAGAACAGGUGUAGAUAUACUGAGAUCAUGUGACACUUAGAUUGCACACAGGUGGACUUUUUUAAAACUAAUUAUGUGACUUCUGAAGGUAAUUGGUUGCACCAGAUCUUAUUUAGGGGCUUCAUAGCAAAGGGGGUGAAUACAUAUGCACGCACCACUUUUCCGUUAUUUAUUUUGUAUAAUUCUUUGAAACAAGUUAUUUAUUUUAUUUCAUUUCACCAAUUUGGACUAUUUUGAGUAUGUCCAUUACAUGAAAUCCAAAUAAUAAUAAUAAUAAUAUGCCAUUUAGCAGACGCUUUUAUCCAAAGCGACUUACAGUCAUGCGUGCAUACAUUUUUUUUUUUUUUUUUUUUGUGUAUGGGUGGUCCCGGGGAUCGAACCCACUACCUUGGCGUUACAAGCGCCGUGCUCUACCAGCUGAGCUACAGAGGACCACAAAUAAAAAUCAAUUUAAAUUACAGGUUGUAAUGCAACAAAAUAGGAAAAACGCCAAGGGGGAUGAAUACCUUUGCAAGGCACUGUACUUAUACAGAGCAAUAUGUUUGGAACAUCAAAUUGAAAUAAAAUCGCAGUAUCGAAUCGCAAUACAUAUAGAAUCGUGAGAAUCGCAAUACGUAUCGUAUUGGCACCUAAGUAUCGCGAUAAUAUCGUAUCGUGAGGACCCUGGCAAUUCCCAGCCCUAAGAUUGGUCUUAUGUGGGCACCUAUACACAAAGCUGUUGGGAAAUGUACCCAAUGCCAAUGUGAAAACGGCUUAAGAACAAUCCCACUUCUUAUUAAUAGUAUAUUAGAGCCACUAAACUGUUGUCUCCUCCUCCUUAGCUCUCUACUGGCCUCUGGUGGCCUGGGCAGUCAGGGCAAGACCCCACCCCACUCCCCCUCCUACAGCGGCUCCUGCAGUCCCAUCAGGUAAGAGCUGAUCACGCUCUUACUGGAAAGGGAUUCACUUCUUUUCAGUGUUCAGACAUAUUAAAACCAUAACAUGCUAAUGCCAGUUAUCUCACUCUGGCUGCUGGGUGAGUCAGUGUUUAUUGUGCACUGGAAGCCCAGGCCAAUGAUACCCUUCUAGAGUAGGGGGAUUAGUUUGUAAGGCUUGAUUUACAUUUACAUUUUAGUAAUUUAGCAGACCAUAGCGACUUACAGUUAGUGAGUGCAUACAUUUUCAUACUGGCCCCCCGUGGGAAACGAACCCACAACCCUGGCGUUGCAAGCGCCAUGCUCUACCAACUGAGCUACAGGGGACUACAAAGAUGACAAAAAUAUGUUAGGUCAGUAGUAGUGAUGGGUAGGGCUGUUACGGUGACCAUAUUACCACCACACCAGCGAUCACGAGUCAUGACGGCAGUCAAAUUCCACAUAACCGUUUAGUCACGUAACUAGGCUUCUCCAAGCUCUGAUGCUGCUUAUGGUCAUUAGUAGCCUACCAAUCUUGCUAACUGACUGGUACUCAGCACUCUAUUGUCCCUCUAAUCACUCUGACAUCAAUGCAAAUGUAGUCUAAUCAAACACUUCAUGAGAGCCCAUGAUCUCAUGUUGCACACAAUUUCUAUAGGCUAUGCAAUUGUGUGAGAAAACCGAGUUUUGAUGGCCUCUAUUAAAAAGAGCAGGAUCCCAUCAGCUUUCUAUAGGCUAGGCCUACUAUAUUUAUUUCUCAACUUUCCUAAUAUUAAGCACAAUGCUUGUCUUUACAAAAGGAGUAUAGCCUACCUGGCUGGCAUAAAAAUGAAUCACGGGAAAAGCGUCCUCCAUUCGCUAUUUAAGUGCAUGUAUUUUUUUCCCCUGCCCCUGUUUCGAGACAAGUGCAUGAUAAUGGUCCAUUCUAAAUUUUCACACAUAUAUUAUUUAGUAUAUGUAAAGACACGAUUAAAUCAAGAAUAAUCUGAUGGGUGACAAUGUUAGCCUAUCACUUGUGAAUGAUGCCCAGCUUGUGUGCAGUAAGGCAAGAAACAGCGCAUUCCUUUUUUUGCGACUUUUUCUAAUCAUAGUCGCACACCUCAUGUAGCCUAGCCUAUAGGCCUAUAUGUUUUGAUAAGGUUUGUAUCACAACUAUAGUGGCCCAAUAACUUGUUAAAAUUAAGUACAUUGAUCCGCUUUACAACCGGUGUAGAGCGUAACUGGCAUACAUAGGCGGCGUGUGAGUUUCAAGUUUAGGGAAGGUCAUCUUCACCAUAAAAAUGCACCUUUAUAAUACAGCAUUACAUAAUCAUUGUAAUCACAUUUGCGGUCACUUUUGAGAAUGGUGUUUUCUCGCUAAUUGAUUGCAUUUUGGAACAUUCGUGCUUAUAGCCUACUGCCGUGUGCGCAUUGUUGAGCUUAUAAUGUGAAGAAAUAGCCUAAUAGUUUAUCAACAUUUUAAGCUAAACGUUCUGAUCUGUUGCAUCAGCCUCAUUGCUUUUAAAAGUUUUUGUUGAUGCUAUUGGUUGUAUUAAUUUGGGAUCUAUCGCGUCCCACAACUGUCCCAGACUAUGUUUGGAAUAUUUAUUUCUCGCACAGAAGGACAAGUUGACCAAUAGAAUAGGACAACUUUUGUACUAUGGGGGUAUAGUAGAUUCACAUAAGCUAGUGCUUUUGCUGUUUGUUAGGCCUACUCAUCUUGUUGGCUGACGAAAAGUAAAUGUGGACAGUUCUUCCAACAUCUUUAAUAUUUGCCUCGGAAUUCGAUAAGGACGCGAGCAGUUGCGUUCCCGAUGUGUCUGUCUUCACUUAUAGCCUGUGAGAAGGCCCCGAUCACGUGACAUGCAUUGGCUAAUAAGAAUUGAGAUAUCUGAGAGAGCCAUGUGAGUGAGAGGUGCUUCGGAGCACGAAGCCGGGAGAAUGGAAUUAUAAUUAUUACGUUCAGCCCAAGGGCACAAUGGCAACCGGCCGCAAAAGGCAUGGACUUUUUUAGGGGGCAUUAAGGCCACACAAAGGGGAUGCCGCCGGGAAAUUCAAGGCAUUAUCAAAUUGUGAAUGAGAGACUGAUGAAGUGUGUGCAGCCUGUGCAAAAAACUAAGCAGAGCUCAUGCCUUUCAUGCAACUUUUUUCAAAUAAUCAGUAGAGUCGCAUCAUGCAGCCUUAGAAUGUAUAAAAAAUCUAAACAUACUGUAUAGCCCAACGUUUGUAUCAAGUUGCAUUUAUAACUCCAAAUGAAGCAUAUAGGAGGACCUGUUUCUUUGUUAACCGCUCAACACAGAAUAGCCGUAUGUGCGCACUCCCUCAAAUCGUUUGGAGAAAAUAUCCUUUAUAUUUUAUUCAGCUAAGUUCAAUUGUAUUCUUCAUACUAUAAAAUAAUGCCACAGAAUUCUAAGCAACUCUUGUCGGCUAAAUGAACUAGUGUAGCCCACAGCCAUAUGGCAUAGCCAGAUCAGGGCCUAACAUAAGGACAACUCAGAGUAUGCUAUUCUGUUCUUCUGAAAUAUAUAACAUUUUCUUCAUAUCAUGUUUCUUUAGACCUGUCUAAAAUAAUGGAUUUAUUGUGAUGGUGUGGGCUAUAUUAAAUUGAUUUAUAGAUGUUCCAAAGGUCUGCAUCUGUGGCAUGUAGGCUAUGCGUGGAAGCCAGGAGAUGCUAAAUGUGUUUAUGUUAAUUAACGGUCCAUUACCGUGAGACCGGCAGUUAAUUGCUUGACAAUCACCGGCUGACAAAAUGUAAUGAAAAUCGAUAGUUAUAUAUCGCAAUAUUAUUUUGGAUGAUAUUAUAUAGAUACUUUGACUUCAUAUAUCGAUUUGGAGGAAUCGAUUUUGCUAGAUAGCUUUAGCUAGCGCUAGUUGGCUCUUGUUAUUUUUCAUCCUAUAGCUUGUUCUCCAUUUUCUUUUAAAAUAGUGAGCCAAUACGUUUUCAGCACUUUUAUUUCCAUGACUGAUCAAAACUCAUUUUCUCUUGGCUCUCUCUUCUCUCUGCAGCAGUGAGCAAUAUUUUUGGAACAUCAAAUAGAAAUAAAAUUGCAUUAUCGAAUUGGAAUACAUAUAGAAUUGUGAUAAUUGUGAGAAUCACAAUACACAUCGUAUCAGCACCUAAGUGUCGUGAUAAUAUUAAAACCGUAUCGUGAGGUCCCUGGCAAUUCCCAGCCCUAUUCAGUAGGUCAAUCUGAUCAUCAUCUCCCCUCUCUACCAAAGCAAUCCUUAAUCAAGGGCUCACACUGCUCUCUCGUUCUCUCUCUCACUCUCUCUUUCUCUCUCUCUCACUAUUACAUAGAUGUUUUGUCUGUUACUAUUCUCUCAGUAUUUUUGCUGUUUCACUCUCUUUGUUAAUGUAUUGAUCAGACAGGGAAUGGUUAAACGUAGCUAACUCCCGCUUUCUCUCUUCUUUCAGUCGGCCAAGUGAGUUCUCUGGCAGUAACUGUGGUAACUAUGGUAACUACGGUCAGUCGGUGCCCAUUCCUGUUCCCACUCAGGUCCACAACUACCAGCGCAUGGAGCAGAACCUUCAUUCCCUCAGCCAUGACGGCUCCCCACAGUCAGUAUAUACAUACACUGAGUGUACAAAACAUUAAGGACACCUUCCUAAUAUUGAGUUGCACCCCCCCCCUUUUGCCCUCAGAACAGCCUCAAUUCGUCAGGGCAUGGACUCUACAAGGUGUCGAAAGCGUUCCACAGGGAUGCUGGCCCAUGUUGAUUCCAAUGCUUCCCACAGUUGUGUCAAGUUGGCUGGAUGUCCUUUGGGUGAUGGACCAUUUCUGAUACACACUGAAACUGUUGAACGUGAAAAACCCAGCAGCGUUGCAGUUCUUGACACAAACCCGUGCGCCUGGUACCUACUGCCAUACCCCGUUCAAAGGCACUUAAAUCUUUUGUCUUGCCCAUUCACCCUCUGAAUGGCACACAUACACAAUCCAUGUCUCAUUUGUCUCAAUGCUUAAAAAUAAUUAUUUAACCUGUUGCCUCCCCUUCAUCUACACUGAUUGAAGUGGAUUUAACAAGUCACAUCAAUAAGGGAUCAUAGCCUUCACCUGGAUUCACCUAGUCAGUCUAUGUCUUGGAAAGAGCAGGUGUCCUUAAUGUUUUGUACACUCCGUAUACAUAUGCAUGCAUUACUUACUUACACACAAGCUUAUAUAAACAUGCAGUCUCUUCUGUGGCACAGUAGUAACAUUGCUAGCUUGGAGAUAACAGGGAAUAUUGUCUUAUUUUGUGACGACUAUGUUCCUCCCCCCGCCACAGGCUGUCUACCCCGGUGCGCCGGUGCAGCAGCAAUAGUUCCCUGGGAUUCGGAAGGACUGGCCCAUCGCCGCCUUACCCAGGAGGCCACGGGUCCUUGGCUGGCCCCCGCAGGCUGUCUGUAGGAGGGGCCAGACCCUUCCAGCUCUCUCCUCAAGGUAUGUCUGCCAGAGUGCAUUGAUGUGUCAUAAAAUGUCCCCUCUCUUCUUUCUCUCCUCUCAUUCUUCUUCUUUCUCAUCCCCCUCUCUCGUCUCCCUCUGUAUCUGAAGUGGGCACCAUCCCUGAGCUGCCAGGACAGGCAUGCCCGUUGGGCACGGGCAGCGGGGGGUCGCGGGGCGGAGGUGAGAAUCCGGAAUUCCCCUCCCUCCUUCCCUGUCCGUCCCGCCAACCUUUGGGCUGACUGUUUUAGUGUUUUGUUAGUGGUGGAAAUGGUUAACCUGGCCAGGGGCAUUGGGGAGUUGCUCUGUGGUAGCCCAAGGCUAUUCACUUCCUGUUGGCUUGAUCAGUGGGGUUUAAACCUGACUUAAAGCAACCAUCACCUUUAGAUGUUUUACUUCCAUGUGUCUUUCCUUCAGCUGUAUAGUUAGUAACUCAUCUUUAUAAUGUAAAGAUGACAUUGUGCUGGACUUUUCCUCUGUUGUCCAUGUUAUGACCCACCCUCUAACUUCUAACCCCUGUCCCUUUCCAGCUCUCCAAUUCCCCGACACGCGGCCUCCCCCUCAGCAGAAGCAAGGCCUGGGCACCCAGCUCCACAGUGCCCCCUGUCUUCUGGAGGCCACUAGCGGUGGCGGCAGGCAGAAAAUCAGGAAGCAGCACUCGGACCCCGUGGUGGCUAACCUUCAGGCAGGCAUGAUGGCUAUGCGGCCCCUGCACUCCUCCCCCAGGCUGAGUGAACUCAUGCAGCGCAGCCCCCUCUCCACCAUCCUUGGAUCCCCCUCUAGAGUGAGUUCAUGUUUUGGACACAGCUAGUACAAUACCUAUGCCUGUGUUUUAGAGGAAACUGAACUAUUCAGCAAUUGUACUAUGGCUUUAAACAAUCAAUCCCACUGUCUAUAGUCUCUAGACUCUACUUUGCAUCUGACACUGAUAUCCUGUCCACAGGCCAUACCACCCUUUGAGUUCCCAAAACCUCCCAGCUCCCCCAACCUGGUGACUUUCCUGGCCCAGCAGGGUCUGGUUCUGGCCCCGCCCGGCAGCAGGACUGCCUCAAACCACAAGGACCCAGGACAGCAGCCUACUGGCCAGCUUGGUCAAUACAGCCAGAGGACUACAGAGGACAACAAGGGCUUCGGCAGGUCUCAGAGUGCAGGUCGUCUGUCUGACAUGUUGCUGAUGGCUGCGUUUGGAGGGCCGCUGGGGGAGCACGGCAGCAGUGAGAACCUCAGCUCUGACAGAGAAGCCAUAGACAUCACAGGUGGGCAUAGUGGACCUGUUCACCAAGUUUUACCCUUCAGUAAAUGUCUACCUGAAUGACUAAAGCAUAAAGAGCUGUUAUGUUCACCAAUCGAAGUUGACUAGAUAGUCAAUAUUGCAGUGACUGACUGACUCGACUUACUCCUUUUUUUUCCCUUUAUAUGGAUGUGGGUCACUCAGUAUAGAUAUGUUUGGGGGUUAGGAGUUGGAGCUUCAAGGUCAGCAGAGCUGUGCAUAUUUCAUCACUUAUUUUUUAGACUGGGGUCACAGUAUCAAUUAGGUAAAGUGCCACAGGAGUCAAUUCCAACACAAAAACGUUUUAAUGGGUGACUGAGCUUCCAGAUUUGGCCUCGUUUUGAAGAUUGUUCAUUAAGAAAUGCUAGCUGCCAUGACUGAAGCCAAACGAGAGUUGUCUUGGGGGUGUGGUUUGAUGUGGGUGUGUUAUGUUCGAAUAUCGUAUCCUGGCAGGUACUGUUGUUUGUCCCUACUGAAUCACCCUAGCAACAACAUAGCCAGCCACUUACUCAAGAAAAAAAACGUGCAUGGAAAAACUAGUCGGUGCCCUGAAUAAAGUCUAUCGUGUAGGGAAAGGACUGAUUUCUGAGAAAACAAUAACAUGUCUACAACUUAUGCAAGCUGCCAAACUAUCUUAAAUAAAGCAAAAUCAAUUGCUAGCUAGCUAAGUUUCAACUUGUGUGUUUGUCAAUGAAGCUAGCAAGUACGGUAGUAGCUAGCAGACAUAUUGAGCAGCCAGGCCACAAUCGGUUUAUCAAGUCACUGGCAAGUGGCGACGUGUGUGCUUCGGUGCCGUUUUGUUUUUUACAACUUUCUCACUACCUAUUACCAGAGUGUGCGUCUGUUUGACAGUGUUGCAUAGAGAAUCAUGUUACAAAACAGGUCGCGGGGGGACACAAGAUGUUCGCAAAUGGGUUUUGGAAUAUUGACAAGUUGCGGUUGGAUACAAAUGCGCUCUGAUCAUCUCAAUUCUAAUUUUGCCCCAAUAAGUGGCAGACUCGAGGGAUUGACACUAUCAAACAUCAGCAAGUGACCACUCCAUGAAGGGCUUAGGGCCAAGGGUUAUUUCAACAUAACAUUGGUGAGGUGUUGUCUUAUGUAAACAAGCCUGAGGCGCCGUGUAAUGGGCAAGUCUGUCUCACUGUCUGGAGGUUCUGUCUGCUAUGAUUGGAUAGAGCACGCACAGCUGAUAGAGCACAAUCAGCACAGCUGCUUAUCUUGUGUUACUGGGCAAAUGGACAUGAUCGUAAUCCAUACCCAACCCUCCAGUAAGUCGUGACGAACUCACUUAAAAAACUCAGUUUUGGACGAGACUGACUUUAUGACCAAAAUUAUCCUAUUUACACUUUGUAGUAAAUUUGGACACUAUUUUGAAUUAAUGUUUCUGAUUCAUAUCGAUGCCACAUAGGCCGUUUAAAACCAGAGAAGUUGGUUCUAAGGUGCUGAGGACUAUUGUAUUUUUGUAAUAAUAUAUUUGUAAAUAUUAUGUAAAUAAUAUAUUAUGUAAAUAUAUAUUUGUAAUAAUGUAUUACUGAUUGGGUGGACCUGGCAGGGCCUGGCUCCCCAGUGGGUGGGCCUGUGUCCACACAGGCCACCCCAAGGCUACUCCCCAGCUCUAAUGGAACAUUCCUUUUUUCUAUAGAAACUGAAAUGUGUUUCUACAGCUCACGUGGGUGCGUAGUGAAACAUGAUGUUUUGAAUAUCCCUGUUGUAGGUUUUAAAUGGGGAUGGUAAAGGUUGUACGUCUACUGCUCUGAUGACAAUAUGGGCAAACAGGAUGUUUAAAGCAGUAACACUCUAACUACCAGGGUAAAUGACUACUUGCUCCACUGUAUGUAGCUAGAUCAUUACCAUGAUUCAUCCUCCCUGUGUUAUGUCUGAUGAGUGCUGUGUCUCUGUCCUCAGCGCCCUCUGGUGGUGGAGCCAUGGCUGCAGGCUCAGUCCGCCCAGCCCAGGUGGUGUUCACUGUGGGCUCCCCACCCAGCGGCAGCAUCCCGCCACAGCCCUCCAGGACCAGACAGUUCUCAGGUGAGAUGAUUUGAUUGUCAUUGCUCCACACAGCAUCCAAAUACAAUAUAGAGUUCUAGGGAUGCUGAUCUUAGUGGCAAUAAAUGCACAAUACACUACUCUAUGUCAGUUAAAUGACUGUCAGUCAUGACUAAGUGCCAUCAAGGGCCUGUUCUGAGGUACUUUCCAUGCUCUAACCCCUUCUUUCUAUAGCAAGCUCCUCCAGCUCCAUAAGCCCAGUGGGGUCCUUCACCAGCCGAUUUCAGACAGGCACCUAUCUGGACGGCUUCGAGGGUCCUUCCAGACCACGUUACAGCUUCACAGACCCAAUCACAGCCAACAUGGGGGGACCUGUUAGCUUCCUGGCCCCUGAGCUGCCAGAGGAGACACUGAUGGAGGUGAGAGGAGGAGUAGGGGUUGGGAUGUGGGGUUGCUGUUUCUGUUUCUCUGAGUUUGUCUCUGCAUGAUUUUUCUGUCUGUUCAUCUCUGUCUCUGUUUUGAAGAACGCCAAUCUGCCUGUAGGCUAUAUUUUAUGACGUUCAAUGUGUGUGAUUUUGUCUCUCUCUCUCUCUCUCUCUCUCUCUCUCUCUCUCUCUCUCUCCCUCUGUCUGUCUGAGUGCAGCAGGAGCACACAGAUACCCUGAGGAGCCUGCGCUUCACCCUGGACUUUGCCCGCUGUCUGAUGGAGGUGGCAGGGGUCAGGGGGACUGGGGCUGGGGCGGGGCAGGGGGACACCUCCCCACCCUCCCUCCUGCAGGAGCAGAGCCUAGUGGCUGACCAGAUCAGCUCCCUCAGCCGGGAGUGGAGGUGAAAGCUACCAGCUAAUGAAGCUAAACCACUGUUACUGAAACUACUUUGUCUAGAGUCUUUCCUUUUCAUGGAAUAUGAGAUCUUUACAAAUGGACGAUAAAAGCAAGUCAGACUUGGUUACUGUUCACUUUGCGAUUCAGAGACACUUUGCAAUGACUGUAGCGUUAGCUACAAACCAUGACUCUGAUGUGUGUACGUGUGUGUGUCUCAGCUAUGCGGAGCAGCUGGUGUUGUACAUGAAGACUGCAGAGCUUCUGUCGUCUGCCUUGCACACAGCCAUGGAGUGCAUCAAACAGGGAAAACUGUACCCCUCUGCUACUGUCAAACAAGGUAAGAGCCAACAACCUUAGAACAUGGCUGAAUAAAAGCCAAAAUUAAAAGCCAAAAUGUACAGAAGGAUAUAACAUUACACUCAAAUGGCAGAUGUAUCAGUAAAAAAUGUCUUGAGCCCAACCCUGCUGUGGAGUAGGACUGCUCUCUGUCUUUAUUUCCAACGCGAACACGGCUCCACUCAGCCCUCUCCUCUGUGACUGUGUGUUUAGUGGUCAAGAGGCUGAACGAGCUGUACAAGUCCAGCGUGUCAUUCUGCCGCUCCCUCAACGCAGGGCUGGAGCAUUUCUUCUCCCGCAAGCACCGUCUCAUGGACCACAUCAAUACCAUCACCGCCGAGAGGCUGCUGUUUAGCCACACUGUUCAGAUGGUGAGAGAGACACUGUGUUUAGCUCAACUGUUUCUGUCAUCUCAGCAUCUGGGGCCAUAUGUAUCAAGCUUCUCUGAGUAGGAAUGCUUAUCUAGGAUCAGGUCCAUGUAAUCUUAUUCAUUGUAACCCAAAAGGCAAAACUGAUCCCAAAUCAGCACUCCUACUCUGAGACGCUUUAUACGGCCCCUGAUCUCUUCUUCGCCCUCUCUACUCGGCUUGUGGUUGACUCGUUGCACCAUUUAUACAGCUACAUGUUUAAGAUCACUGCAUAUAGCGUGUAGCUGUAAUAAGGUGAUAUUUGAAUAAUAGCUAUUUGCUAUUAUUUCAGCCAUACUGCCAAAUGGAAUCCCAUGCUGUAUUCAAACCCAUAUACAAACCUUUAUCAUGCCAGUUUUCCUCUGACUUUUCCCACUACCUCAUCUGCCCCCCCUCCUCCCCUCCCCAGGUGCAGGCUGCUGCUCUGGAUGAAAUGUUCCACCAGGGAGAGGAGUCGGUGCUGCGCUACCACAAGGCCCUGCUGUUGAUGGAGGGCCUGUCCCUGCUCCUCACAGAGCAAAACGACAUCCUCAGCGUCAGCAAGUGUGAGUCACCUCGGAACAUUCACCUCUGACUCACCACAUCCAUUUAGCCUGAACUGGAGUAGCAUAUAUGUAUUUUUUUAUAUUUUAGUCAUUUCGCAGACUCUCUUAUCCAGAGCGACUUACAGGAGCAAUUAGGGUUAAGUGCCUUGCUCAAGGGCACAUUGCCAGAUUUUUUUCACCUUGUCGGCUCAGGGAUUUCAACCAGCGACCUUUCGGAUUCUGGCCCAACACUCUAACCACUAAGCUACCUGCCUCUAGGCUACCUGUAUAGAACAUGAUUUUAUUUCCAUGACUACACAAAUGUAAUUGGACACUUUUGGCUGAUAUUUUUUACUUAGUGGUAGCUUAGUGAGUUGUCCCUUUGACAUCAUCAAUCAAUGAAUAAUACUACCUCUACUUUCUCUCUCUGCAGGUAAGGAAUGCAUUGAGCGUCGCCUCACAGCUCUACAGUCAGGGCUAUGUGUUUGAGGACUCUGCUCAGCACCCGUGA